This is a messenger RNA of Chelonoidis abingdonii (Abingdon island giant tortoise), 2254 nucleotides long. NCBI's taxonomy places the organism in Eukaryota, Metazoa, Chordata, Testudines, Testudinidae. The record is from RefSeq and is a predicted model, not a curated record.
CUCUCUAACUUGUCUUCAGGAAUAUUGUUUCCACUGUGAAUCUUGGUUGCAAACUUGACCUAAAAACUAUUGCGCUUCGAGCCCGAAAUGCUGAAUACAAUCCCAAGCGUUUUGCUGCUGUCAUCAUGAGAAUAAGAGAACCACGUACUACUGCACUUAUAUUCAGCUCUGGAAAAAUGGUGUGCACAGGGGCAAAAAGUGAGGAGCAGUCCAGAUUGGCAGCAAGGAAAUAUGCGAGAGUUGUUCAAAAAUUGGGCUUUCCAGCAAAAUUCUUGGAUUUCAAGAUUCAGAACAUGGUGGGAAGCUGUGAUGUGAAAUUUCCUAUCAGAUUAGAGGGACUGGUACUUACACAUCAACAGUUUAGCAGUUAUGAGCCAGAGUUGUUUCCUGGCUUAAUCUACCGAAUGAUCAAGCCAAGAAUUGUCCUACUUAUUUUUGUUUCUGGAAAGGUGGUUUUAACUGGUGCUAAAGUCAGAGCAGAAAUUUAUGAAGCAUUUGAAAAUAUAUAUCCUAUUUUAAAGGGAUUCAGAAAGACGACGUAACAGUUUUUACAUACUUCCAAAGAAAUUUUUGGGAUACAUUUCAAAAGGUAUUGGGUAUGGAUGGCACAGUAGUAACAAGAGAUGGACUUUCAGUUACAAACUGCAACACCAAGACUCAGUGUUUUCCAGUUAGUGCCUACUUCCCUGAUACUCAUGGGAAACUAUUAUUUUUAUGGAUUAUGUCUACUGAGUUACAGUGAAUUGCUUUAUUGAGCUGUUCUUGGAGCACCUCUUUCGAGUUUUAUUUAUAUUUUAGCUUUUGAUUGAUUUUAAUGUCAAUUCUUUUAGGCACCCACAAGUUGGUAAGUUGGUUUGAGAUAAAUGCAACCAUGCCACCCCAAAUGUAUAAACCACUUCAAUCGCUGUUUUAACUUUUUCAUAAAUGUUUUUAUAAUCUUACUUCAAAAGUUAUUUUUAAAAGUUUUGUUCUCCAUUUGUAGAGUUUUUUUUUUUUGCGCGAGACAUUCCCUUUUUCCAGUGUUCAGCAGGAUAGAAUAAAUUUAUUAAUGAAAAUGGCUGGCUGUAUAUAUUUUUCUUUUUUGGGAAACGAAUGUCGUUUUUCCAGCUCUGUGUAUUAAAUACUGUUUAUAAAACUCUAUGGGAAGACCCUUAAUGACUUUUAAAAAGUAACCCUGCUUGACCUUUGCUGCUGUUAAUGUGGUAAGUGCAUGCUGUAGAAAUAUGUAAUGUACUGAAUAUUUGAGUCUUUUAUAUAACUUUCUUAAUAACAAGCCAGUAUUAAAGCAGUGCAUUUGCCAUGUGAUUUUUGACCCUAUUUUCUUAAUCUGGUUUGGUUCUAAGCAGUUGGAUAUUUUAGACACCAGGAUUAACACUCUGAUUUCACUGGGUUUCUUGAAUAUUUUUACUUUUACAGUAUCUUCUCUUCUGCUUAGUGUUAAAGACUUAGUAUGAAGUCACUAAUCAGUUUAGGUCCAUGUUCUGUUUUAUCUGAAUGACAAUGAUUUGUGCAGACCAAAUAUAUAGCUACUGUUUGGCUGAAAAUGUGAAUUGAAAUCUUGCUUAAAUUAAGUGGUGAUGGUAAAGAUGUUCUGCUAAAUUCACGCCUAAAACCUUACCUCUUCAAUAGUUCUGAUCUGCUAAAAUCUUGUGUAAUGUCACAAUAGAGCUUUUGUUAUGAUUGCAGCAGUGCUAUUCAUAAACUGAUGUUUUUCUAAGUGCUUUGUUCCAGUGCAGUCUCAAAGCCCUCAUGUCCCAAAUUUCAGCAUAUAAAUAAUGAAACUUCCCUUUGCACUGCAGCUGGAGUUCAACAAGCUGAGGGGCUGAAGUUAGGAAGAUUCCAGCCUCCUCAGAGCUGAGAUGGCUCAAUGCAAUUGUGGUGGCGAUAACCCUUCCUGUCAAGCUUUCUGGGUGCCUUCAAAGGUUUAAAGAUAAAAUAGACAGGACACAAGAAUGACAGGCCUGGCUGAAUUCAUGUUUGCUCAGCUUAAUUAAGAGCCAACUUUUUAAACUAAACUAGAUAACUCUGAAACUGCUGUUUUCACAUAUGACCAGAAAAAAGGAACAAAAUUGUGAAGCUGCAGUUCUCUCCCAGAAUAUUGUUUCAAAAACAAGUAUGUGGGAAAUCUAAACUUAAGGUUGGCCAUGUCUCUCUCAUCCUCCCUUCCUCAAAGUUUUGUAUACUAUCUUUAGUAAGUAAUUUUUAAUUUUCACAUGUAUUUUGAGAAUGGUGGACAACCAACCACUACCUUAUU